Sander lucioperca (pikeperch) is the source of this 6588-nucleotide messenger RNA. RefSeq names its product VPS10 domain-containing receptor SorCS1. Gene Ontology annotation, biological process: post-Golgi vesicle-mediated transport. Gene Ontology annotation, cellular component: membrane; Golgi apparatus. The coding region runs from base 376 to 4098 and encodes 1240 amino acids. The transcript is spliced from 28 exons. Gene Ontology annotation, molecular function: protein binding. The record is from RefSeq and is a predicted model, not a curated record. NCBI's taxonomy places the organism in Eukaryota, Metazoa, Chordata, Actinopteri, Perciformes, Percidae.
GGAAUAGCUUCUGAGAAAAUAUGGCUGUGGGGAGAAAUAAAAGAGCAGCAGGACAAAAUGACUAUAUUACUGACUGCUUUAAUUAUAGCCGACCAUAUGGUGGAAAAUAACAAAUAUGGGGAAAGUCAGUCCAACAUUAGGCUAUCCUCCAUCUCCCAGUCUGGAUCCUCAGCUCCUCCCCCAUGCGCGCGGGGCUUCAUUUGAUCAAAUCCUUCAACUUGGACCACUUUUUACAACACGGCAUUUGAGCAACGCCACAACUCGCGCAGCACUUCCUCUUCCACAGCCGAGCGGCAGUUUACAGCCCGGGAAGGCAGAGAGAAGAGUGGGGGAAAGGACUUCUUGCAUCCUCAGCAUCCUUCUCUGCCGCCAGCAAUGGAGAGGGAGGUCAUAUUUUGCCCGAAGUGGCACAGUGCGUUUUGGUUUGUGAUUUUGAUGAUGCUCUGCUUCUUUCAUGCCGCCAAAGCUGAGAUAACUUGCAGGUCAUGCCAGCCUGGGAAUAAGGGGCGAGCACAAGAAUUACUGCUGAAAUUCGACACAAGUGAGUCCGCAACAGGAUUAAAGGGAGAAGUUUUCGGACACGGAGACGGGGCAGGGAGAGCCGCGGCUGCAAGUGCCGAAAGUCGGCGGCUCCGUUGCGCUGUUGGCUCCGCUGAGUGCGCUCCAGACCGGGCGGAACGCACGGACCCGAGGCUGGAACGGAAUACAGACAACCUGCAUGCUAAAGGUGAAAUUGGGGCGCGCGAGUUUGCAAAUAUGAAAGUUUCCAAUGUAAAAAUGAGUAGUCAGCAGGAGGGCAGCGCUGGUGAGGGCUUGACUUCUGCCGCCCGGUACGGAAAGCGCGCCAGGAGGAACAGUGAUGAUGAGAAAACCAGAUCCCCCGGUUCAGCGCAGAGUCGAGACCCGGGAGAGGGCACGCGCCCGGCGGCCGGCCGCAGAGUGCCGCGCUGGAGCGGUGAUGAGCGGAGAGCCGCCGCUCCGAGGCACGAGGAGCUCAAACUUAACAGUUCAACGUUCGCCUUGACCGGGGAUUCAUCUCACAACCAGGCUAUGGUGCACUGGUCCGGCCAUAACAGCAGCGUGAUUUUGAUGCUGACCAAACUAUUUGACUUCAACCUCAACAGUGUGACUGAGAGUUCAUUAUGGAGGUCAACUGACUACGGAGCAACAUACCAGAAGCUGAAUGACAAAGUAGGAGCAAAGACGAUACUCAGUUAUUUGUACGUGAGCCCGAACAACAAGAGAAAGAUCAUGUUGCUGACUGAUCCAGAGGUGGAGAGCAGUCUUCUGAUCAGCUCUGAUGAAGGGGCUACCUACCAGAAGUACCGGCUGAACUUCUACAUCCUCAGUCUGCUCUUCCACCCCGAGCAGGAGGACUGGAUUUUGGCCUACAGCCACGACCAAAAGCUCUACAGCUCGGUGGAGUUUGGGAGGAGGUGGCAGAUGGUGCACGAGAGAGUGGCUCCCAAUCGCUUCUACUGGUCGAAAAUGGGUUUGGACAAAGAGCCAGGCUUAAUUCACCUGGAAACCAGCAUCUCUGAAGGACAGGCGCUGUAUGUCACCUGCAAGCUGCAGAACUGCACAGAUGCCAACAAGGGCAAACCAUUCCCCGGCUACAUUGACCCCAAUUCUCUGGUGGUGCAAGAUGAGUAUGUGUUUGUCCAGGUGUCAGCUGCAGGGAGGCCAAUCUACUAUGUGUCUGCUAAAAGGGAUGUCUUUACACCAAUGAAGCUGCCCAAGUACACACUGCCCAAGGACCUGCAUGUGAUCAGUACGGAUGAAAACCGUGUGGUUGCAGCCGUACAGGAGUGGAACCAGAACGAGACCUACAACCUGUACGUGUCAGACACGUCGGGGGUCUACUACACCCUGGCACUGGAGAACGUGGUCAGCAGCAUGGGCCCCGAGGGCAACGUCAUGAUCGACCUCUAUGAGGUAGCGGGAAUAAAGGGGAUGUUCCUCGCCAACAAAAAGACGGAUAACCAAGUGAAGACGCACAUCACCUACAACAGAGGCAGAGAUUGGAGGUUACUGCAGGCCCCGCGCAAAGACCUGAGGGGCAAUAGCAUUCACUGUGUGCUGCCCUACUGUUCAUUACAUCUCCAUCUUCAAGUGUCUGCCAAUCCCUACACAUCUGGAAAUAUAGCCAGCAGGGACUCAGCCCCGGGGAUCAUCGUCGCAUCAGGCUCCAUCGGCUCAGAGCUGACCAGCACCAAUGUCAGUGUGUUCGUCGCCUCGGACGCAGGAAACACAUGGAGACAGAUCUUCGACGAGGAGUAUGCAGUGCUGUAUCUCGACCAGGGAGGAGCCUUAGUUGCAAUAAGACACACUCCGCUUCCCAUCAGACACCUGUGGUUGAGCUUUGACGAAGGACUGCAGUGGAACAAGUACAGCUUCACCAACACGCCUCUGUUUGUGGACGGGGUGCUGGGAGAGCCUGGGGAGGAGACUCUCAUCAUGACGAUCUUCGGCCACGUCAGUCAUCGCUCGGAGUGGCAGCUGGUGAAAAUCGACUUCCGGUCCAUCUUCAACAGGAGGUGUACAGAGGCCGAUUAUCAAACGUGGCACCUUCUCAACCAGGGUGAGCCGUGCCUCAUGGGAGUAAAAAGAAUCUACCGGAAGCUGAAGCCCACGUCCAGGUGUGUUAUGGGAAAAACAUACUCUGUGUCCAUGACGUCGGGCCCCUGUGACUGUACAGAGGCUGACUUUGAAUGUGAUUAUGGCUUCGAGAGGCGGACCGAUGGCAAGUGCACCCCUGCCUUUUGGUUCCAUCCGUCAUCCAUGUCUAGGAGUUGCACCACGGGGAUGACUUUCCUUAACAGCACCGGCUACAGGAAAGUGGUCUCUAACAACUGUACGGCUGGAGUGAGCGUGGAGUACACAGCCAGGAGGCAGCAGUGUCCCAUCCAAGCACCCAAAGGUCUCCACCUGGUCACCAGCGAGGGCACACUGAGCACCAAACUGGGCACCAAUGUCACCUUCCUGCUUUUUCUGGAGGAGGGCGACGGGGCAAGGACAAGCAUCACGCUGGACUUCGGAGACGGCCACGCUCUCACCUACUCCAACGUGAGCUCCAUUGAGGACGGGAUCAAACACAUCUACAAAGCUGUGGGAAUCUACCGAGUGACUGCCACCGGGGAGAACAGCCUCGGCUCAGAGACCGUCAUGCUCUACCUGCAUGUAACAUGUCAGCUGGAGUAUAUCCAUCUCUCAGCUCCCUUUGUGGCCGUGAGGAAUAAGGAAGUGAACCUGACUGCUGUUCUUUGGCCCAGCCAAGUGGGAACGGUCACCUACAUCUGGUGGAUCGGAAAUAACACAGAGCAGCCAGUAAUCACCCUGGAGGGAAGUGUGGCGUGCACAUUCUCCCGGGAAGGCAUCAGUACAGUCACUGUACAGGUGUCUGCAGGGAAUACUAUUCUGCAGGACAGAAAAAGCAUUGCUGUCCACGAAUAUUUCCGCUCUCAUCUGCUCGCCUUCUCAUCAAACCUGGACGACCACAACCCUGAUGUUGCAGAAUGGAGACUGGACGUGAGCCGAGUCAUCAAGAACUCUCUGAUCGAGGCCACAGGCGUGCGAGAGGAUCGGCUUCUGGUCACCGUCCUCCCAGGUUUACCCACAGCAGCAGAGUUCUUCCUUCUGCCUGACAAACAGCUGACUGAGGGGAAAGCAGAGAAGAGCUAUGCUCAUUUAGAUCAGCUCUCUGAGGUGUUGCUCAACGCCUUAAAUCAAAACCUUGUCCAGUUCACUUUGCGGCCAGGGGUCCAAGUCACCGUGUAUGCAGCGCACUUAUCAGCAGCGCCCCUAGUGGACACCAGCGAGAACCACAGUGGCUCUGCCAUGCUAAUGCUGUUAUCACUAGUGGUUGUGGGUUUAGCUGUAUUUGUCAUCUACAAAUUCAAGAGGAAGAUCCCAGGCCUCAACGUCUAUGCGCAGAUGCAGAACGAAAAAGAACAAGAAAUGAUGAGUCCAGCUAAUCCAACAGGGGCCACGCCCAGCUCACAGCGGGACUUGGUUCAUUCUUUGGAGAUUCUGGACACAGAAUUUAACUCACGGCCCAUAGAAGGGAAAUGGUCCGGUCAAGGGGUGAAAGGCAGCUAAGCAAAAAUAAGAUGUAUGAAACCUCAUGUACAUGUGAAAUUCUCCACAGAACUCCCCACGUACAUCGUCUAAACUCUGGACUGGAUUACUACUCCAGCUGCGUCAUGGAUUUUUUUUUGUACCAUUUGGGAUACAAUGGUUUUGAGCUUUAUACCUGUGCAUGUUGGACCCUGCUGACACAUACUGUACUCUGUUGAAACUAGAAGAAACUGUGUACAGGUUUUUCAUUUUCUUUCAACAUAUAUCUGAUAAAUUAAACAUCUAAAAAAUCCCAUUUAUUUAUACAAGUCAGAUACAUAAUUCAGAGGGAAUGACAGCAUGAACUGGAGAUGGUAAAAAAUUAAAUAAGCAACAAUGUUUUGGUUUUGCUUACAUGUGUGAGAUUGGUUUGCUGUUCUAUGAAGCUAACAGCAGUAGUGUGUUAUUUAUUAUUCAUAUGAAUAUACUUUUAUGAAGUAUGUUAUUGAAGUGAAUUACACAUUUAUUUUGAAAUCAAUGUCUAUGUUAUAAAUUUAUGUAUUUUAAUAACAAAUGUCAUACUAAACAGAAAUGCUGUUAUAAAAUAUGAAUAGGGUACUUCAAAGCUUUUUGUCUAUUGUCUCUUGGAAAGCUGAUUUAUGGCACAAUACACAUUUUCUACUGAGAUGUUUCUUUUUUUUCUGAUUUUAAUUUAUUAACAAAAAUACAGGGUUUUGUUUUCUGGAUUAAUUUAACCUUUGCUGUUAAUCUAACGCUUCUGGUACUAUUUAUGAUACAUACCAGUUUGUAAAAUGUUUUGUGCUUCAGAAUAAGAGACCACUUGAUAGCUAAGGUGCUACACUGCACCUUCCGACUGCAAGUGAUCCCCAAAAUAUUACACCUUUUAGGAAUAGCAGAAGAAACCGGGUGACAGGAGGACUAUCCCACAAAGAAAAGUAGGCCAACGUGGUCCUCAACCACACCCCAAUCACAGCCAACAUCCCUACUGCAGGCAGAGUACAAUUUAUCAAAGCUCAGAUUUAAGGUGGCAGUUGGAAUGAGAUACAACUACUUUGUGGGAGAAUCCAAAGAGCAUGGCAGCAAGAAAGAGCGAGACAGAGAGAGAGAGAGAGAGAGAGAGAGAGGUUAAGAGAGAUGGAAGAGUGCUUUUUGGGGCCAUGGCGCAUUAAGAGCGUUCUAUUGGACAGAAUAAAAAGAGGUUGACUUCUUGAAUACUUAAUGUGGCCAGUCAAGCUCAAGGCUGGCUAAGGUUGGUGACACAUUUAGGCUAAUGUCCUGGCCCGCUCUCCAGUAGCAGCCAUCUUCAUCCCAGCUCAUUUAACUGCACUGUAGGAGCAGGAGAACUAGAGCGCAGAUGCUACCAGGCUACACGGAUGGUUAGCUUGUUCAGAGGACUGUCAAGCCCUGUGGUACUUUGUGUGCGAAAUCUGACAGAUGUAAAUGCCUGAUUGAUGCCUUUCAAAUCUUCAGAAGCAACCCUCCAGGAUUAGUUUUCACUCUUUUUACUUUGUGGAGAUGUGUAAAUACAGAGGGAGUGUGGUUUUGUCAACUUCGGCUGAUCUUUUCUACAAUUGUUAAGUCGUAGCUGUACAGAAAUUGCCACCGUAGAUAUACCUACACAAUCAGUAUAGAAUGUAACCAUGCACCACACAUGAGAGCAAAAAAAAUAAACUGGACUUUCAACCGAGAGGUCGUGUUGGUGUCCCGUGUGAAACCAAAAGUCAACGUUGACUUUUUGUUUAAAUUGCAUGGGCUACGUAAGUUAACUUUCUUACGUAACGUUCCUUAUGUAAUGUUCUUAACUAACACCACAAACGUAGAUAUUUUAACCCAAACCACGAUCUUUUCCUAAACCUAAUCAAGCAGUUUUGUUGCCUAAACUUAACUAAGUAACUUUAGUCUUGUUUGAACUGACAACGGGACUCCCAGAGCAUUAAAAAGUAAUGCCAAGGGGUCCUGACCAAGCUGACGGUGACCGUUACAAUGUGAAUAGAUGAUAACGGCCUUCUGAACCUUCUAGUACGUGGAACAGGCCCCUUCUAAACCAUAUCUAUGAGGCAGAUAACCACUGAUAACACCUUUUGAAUGGAGUGUUGACAUUUGAAAUGGUUGGAAUAUGUAAGUGUCAAAAGUUCAAGAAUUAAUUCAAAUGAGGGAUCAUUCUUGGUAGCUCUAUAGUGAAAAUAUCUGUGGAGAACAUUAUUCUGAACUCUGGGAUUGCUCUGUAGUAGGAGUCUUGUCUUUAAGAUUACCAGUACAAACAAAUAUAAAGUGAUGCUUUUGACACAAAGUCACGUAAAUUGUUGAAGUAAGUGGUAGGUCCCAGAACCUCGGGGGUACCCAAGGUAUGUAUUUAAUUGAAAUGAUAAGGGCAUUAAGGGAACAUUUGCGAGAAUUGGUAAGCCUUUGACCGUGACGAUCAGCUUUUCCUCCAUGUUGUUUUAAAGUGCUUGUAUUAUGCUAAGUUUUAUAAUUGUAUUUAGAGGUUAUAUCAGAAUAGGUUUACAUGGU